CUGUUGACACAUGUACUGUUCCGGGCGCCAUCUCCAACGGAAAAUUGACAGUGCUAGAAACGGCUUCUCCAGGCACGACCCUGUUCACAAUCCAGGUGACGGGCGGGGAGCGGUGGGAGUUCACGGUGGGUCGCACAUCGGAGGUGGACGGCUCGCGUCUGAGUGGCCUGAGGGGCUACUUCAAGCUCUCACACAUCGGCAGCACCUACGAGAUGAUCGUCAACGAGACGCCCGAUCUGGAGAAGAUUUUCAAAGACUACCAUGAUGGGAGGGCGUACUUCCGGAUGCCAAAUGUGCAGAAUGGUUCCGUGUUUCUGAAGAAGCGCCUUGAUUACGAAACCCUAAAGGCAAUAGACUCGGACCAACUUCAUCUCAAUGUGUCAGCUUCGGACAUUCACGGUCUGAAGACUUUUGCGACUGUGACCAUAGAGGUGAGCGACGAGGACGAUCUGCCUCCGGAGUUUUUCCAUCCGGGCUGUCCAGUGGUGGUCAACAAAGUCAAGCCUUGUCUGGUGUCCUACGAUGCCUUUGCCUCUCUUUACUAUGUGUCUGCAAAGAGAGCACACAGCAGAUGUUCCGUGCACCCAUUGAACCCGAGCGGACCCCCGAGCAGCUACCACGUGUCUCAACACACAGACGAUAUCAACUUUCAGGACACUUCCCGUCACGAUCUGGCCCCUACCGGUUCCUUUUUCGGACAGGGCUCCACCCACAGCGCGCCUGUAUCGAGUAACCCGGAAGGGCCUUUUGACCUCUACGUGAACUCGCAAAGCGCUCUCUCGGUUUCCAAUCAGGGCCUGGAGCCACGUAAUGGACGACCCCGCAGAUUGAGAUCAAAGGGCGAUGAUCUAACCUCAGGAGGGGAGGAAGGUGAAAACGCCAACAUCUUAGAACCAAAACAACCCAGAACUGCCGACUCCCAAGGCAGAAGCAUCAGGAGCUUGCAGGAGUAUAAUGCCACCGACCUGGCUAGUGAUGGAUACAGUGAGACAGGCUCUGCUGACAAUAGUUUCGAUCAGGAAGAUUACAGAAUGAAUCUAAGACAGCAUAAAACCCAGACGGCUGAUAGUGUCGAAAUUUCGUAUAACCAGAGUCCAGACUUUACACAUGCUCAAUCAUCCACACCACUGUCGAAGUGUUCAGAUGAGACUUUGACCCCGAGAGAUGAUAGUAUCUACCAGGAUGACGUCGGAAACGAAGUGUACCCCAACGAUAGCGAUGUUUUCCACAAGUCUAGAGACGUUUACCGCAAUGACAAUACCGUCAACCGCAAUAAUCGGGACGUUGGUCCCAAAACAUUUGGCACCGCGGUGGACAAAAAGCUCCCUAUCAACGUCAGUGCGGACUCUGGCAGCUUCAUGCUGCAACAGCCAGUUCACCCUGAGACCAACAGGUGUAAUGUCCUGUCUAUUCUGCCUCCGGAGUCAAAAUCAGAUGGAGGCGAGGACCCACUCCCUGUAGGUACAGGUCAAUAUGAAGCAAUUCCGCAGACGCCAGUGGCAGUAAGACCAGCCCUCCUUGCCCAACCAGGAAUAGAGAUUUCGCCACAUUCGGCAGUACGAGAAGAGAGCGAAGAAUGUACUGCGAAGAUAAAAAGGAGGAAAAAUGAAAUAAUACACCCGAGAGAAGCGAAAAGAAGACUGUCUCUGAGUAGGCUAGAGCAAGUUAAUUAUCAUACUACAGUCUCCGAAGCUGUUGAAAAUGUUGCUCACCGUUCGUCUGCAUUGAGAUCACGUAGUUUUAAGAGGAGCGAGACAGAACCAGACUUUGGAGAGAUCGUUGAGAACACUGUGGGAAAACGACGCACCAAGUCAUGUAGCUUGGAGCGACAAGCACAAAGGCUCGGCCGUCACGAAGCAACGCGCUCUUACACCAGCUACUCGGACGGAAGGAUUCAAAACAAAUAUAAAAACCGAUCUCGUGGCAAGUUUCAACAUGAUGAAGGUGCCAUACUACUGAGAAACAAAGACCAAAACAAGGGUAUGUUCCAGGAUACCCACUCUAGGGACUGGAACAACCCGUCUGACAGCUGCCGUUUAACCACCAUCAGACGUAACGGAGACCAACACCCCACUUUUGAUCCCGAAAAUGGAUACCAGGCCUCUGCCCUCUUAGGCAACAGCAACAUUGAAACGUUGACCCCAAGCCAGCUUGGAAAACUGCCCGGUCUUCGCCACACCACUCGUAAAACGGUUGUCUUGGACCAAUGGCACCGACAGCCGUACAUGCUGUUAAAACACAAACGACUGUCACAGUCUCAUAUUGCGGAACCCAACAUUCCUGGGCAUGAGCAGUUUGUGAAGAGAAAAAUAAUCGGACAAGAUAAUGUACGCAAUGAGCAGCCACGAGAUGAAAGACAGAUAGAUCGACAUCGGCAGAAGAAAAAGUCAGAACACGGGCAGAAACGGACAGAAAAUCAGCAAGAAGAAAGACAGACCCGCAUAGACAACAGCCAUGUAGAACGACAGCAACCUUCACCAGCCCAAACCCCACAAAGGCUGUCCACGGCUGGCAGCCGAAGAUCUGAUUCCGGUAGGUCAAGGCCACAGCAUAACUGCCUGGGCCGGGGCAAUAGCGACUGUUUCAGCUCCCCGGGUCACACACUGCCCACAGCCCAGUCUGGCCAAGACGCUGCGCCACAGGAGUCAGCCCAGACAACAGCUGGCGAACAGGUCAAAGAAAGCAGUGACAAACAUUAAAAAGUUGCUUCUUCUGAACAGAGCAGAGUUCCCGAUACUUGAUGUGUCUAUUUUUCUAUUUAGGAAGUUCUCUGAUUUUUUACAUAGCCAUCCCAAAUGCACUCGAAGAUACGUGCGUUUCCUUAAUAAGUACUGGUGUAUUGGAUUGCGAACAUACUGACGUGGCCUACUCCUACUCCUUCCUUAGGUUUGCUAUUGUCCUAACCUGAUUCUCGAGGAAACGUUGCCGUAUCCCCACUGUCCUGCCUUUGUGCACUUCUAUAACUCUAUACUCGUUCGAUACCCAGUUAUGUUUGACUGAUGCCUGGAUUUCUGCAGCUCAGCCUCCCGGGCAGAUAGUAUCACACACGACCACUGCGCGGACAACCGUGGUUCGAUUCCUCCAAUUAAAUGGGAUUUUUUUUACCUGGCAGUGUUUUGUUUUGAAGUUUUCUAGACUCUCAGUUCCUUUGGCUCGAUCUUAUCGGUAAUGGACGUCAAAUCAUAGCUUUUUCUGAUGCCAUAAACAGCAUUAUUGAAAAUGAAGCUCCACACUCUCAUCUUACUCUACCAUUACUACGAGGAUGUCCUAAUAUUUGUGAGAUGAGAAGAGCGACAUAGAAAGCUACAACAGCGAUCGCGAUUCAAGAGAGUAUAAUAGAUGGGUUAUGGAAAUCAACACAAAGACAGUCUUCUUUUGACAGAAUUACGCUACAAACGACUUUAUUAAUAAUUUUCCUGUUAUGAUGCACUUAUAUAAUAGCAAUAAGCAAAUUUGUUUUUAAAAUGAAAUAAAGAAUG
Molecule: messenger RNA, 3479 nt
Organism: Aplysia californica (California sea hare)
Lineage: Eukaryota; Metazoa; Mollusca; Gastropoda; Aplysiida; Aplysiidae
Biological process (GO): homophilic cell-cell adhesion
Cellular component (GO): membrane
Molecular function (GO): calcium ion binding
Source: RefSeq, a predicted model, not a curated record